AUGAAGACACUGGGUGAGAAUUCUGAUAAUCUCUCUGCAUAUGCCAUGCGCAUGAAUGCAAUGGGAAACAGCAGAUGUUGUGCAUACACAAAGAGUCAGGCGCGACAUCUUUAUGAAGAGCAUAGGAAAUCAGUUGUUGCUCGUAUCAAUAUCAAGGAGAUUCAGCAGAGAGUGAUUGGCAAGAUCACAGGAAAGAAUGAUGUUGCUGAUGUGAUGCUGAGCAGCAUAAGACACAUGAGAAACUACGAUGGGAUCUUGAAUAUAUGUGAUGACAACAUGUUGAAUGAUUCAGGUAAUGAUAUCCUGAGCACGGUUAGUAGUUUAUGUAAUGAUGAACAAGGACUUAGCUAUCAUGAUGAUGCGAUUGAAGAUGAAUGCAUGCUUGAUGGGAUGAAUGAGAAUGAAGAAUGUAAUGAUGUGCAAAGAAAGAAGCGUGGGAAGAAAAGAUUUGUAGAUGAUGAGGCAGAUGUGUCUGGAGAGAAUAGUGGAACAGAUGAAGAGUGUGAGAGUAGUAGAGACGAGAUUUCUGGACUGAUUGUGUCUGAUGAUGAGGAAUGCAGUGAAUCACAUGGUAAUAUUUAUAAUGAAGAUGCAUUGAGAAUGGAUGAAAGCAUUCUUAAGGGAUUGUAUAACAGAUUUUUCAAGAACACAACUGAUAGAAUGAAGAUUGUAUCCCAUGAUGUACAGAAUGAAUUAGAGACUUGUAUAUCGAAAGUUGAAGAUCUGAAUGUCGAUGAGAGUGGUGAGUGUGAAUAUAAUAGAGAGAGUGGAGAUGAAUAUAAUUAUUUUGAGGAACUGAAUGAUGUUGAUGAUAUUCUCGUGUUUCCAAAUGAGCAUGUUGAGUAUUCUGAGGAUGCAUGUAGAAAGCAAACACAUCAUGAAUAUACUGAAAUUGAGUUUACAGGAAAUGCUGAUAUGAUUGAGAAGAAAUUAGGCAAUAGAAAGGAUGUAUGGGAGUUUAGUGAGAAGCACGAAUAG
Molecule: messenger RNA, 978 nt
Organism: Ordospora colligata OC4
Lineage: Eukaryota; Fungi; Microsporidia; Ordosporidae
Exons: 1
Coding region: 1-978 (325 amino acids)
Source: RefSeq, a predicted model, not a curated record